CCAUUUUUCUGUGUGUCAAACAAGCGUUGAUUGUGCUGUAUUAGAGUUUUGGCUAUAAUUAAAAUAAUCUAAAGAAAAUAGAGCGUUUGUAUUAUUGUAUUGUUUUUAUUUUCUUUUAUAUUUUGAUUACAUUUUAAUUUUAAAGCUUAACGACAAUGGCGGAUGUGCUAGAUAUUGAGAAUUCUGAAGAAUUUGAAGUCGACGAGGACGGUGAACAGGGCAUUGCACGACUGAAGGAAAAGGCGCGUAAACGUAAAGGACGUGGUUUCGGAAAUGAAUCAGGUGGUGGUUCGGAAAGAGGCAACAGAGGCAGGUACGAUAGUCUAGCACCAGAAGGUGACGGUACCACACCAGGACCUCAGAGAUCUGUGGAAGGUUGGAUCCUGUUUGUGAGCAAUGUACAUGAGGAGGCACAGGAGGAAGAUAUACAGAGCCAGUUCUCCGAGUUUGGUGAAAUAAAGAACAUACAUCUGAACCUGGACAGACGCACUGGGUUCCUGAAGGGUUAUGCUUUGGUGGAAUAUGAGACCUACAAGCAAGCCGCCAGCGCAAGGGAAGCUCUCGACGGCGCAGACGUUCUCGGCCAGGCCAUAUCAGUGGACUGGUGCUUUAUCAAAGGGCCCACGAAGACCCACAGGAAACGACGAUAAACUCUUAUUAUGCAGUGAAUAUGUAUUGCACUUUUACAGACUAUACACAGUACAGUAAGUUAGCAAAGCAAGCUUCACCAAUAUCAGUGUAGCUGUGAAGCUGUGCAUUGAGAGGGAAACUUUGAGCCUCAUACUGGAAAUUUCUGAAAACUCAUAGAGGCAUUAUUAAUUUGUGGAUCAGUCAUGUUACCAGUUUUUGGCACAAAGAUUUUUUUUUUUCAUCUAAAGGUCUUAAUAAGUUCUAUCUAAUUUAUAAAUCUACUUUGUUUCAGCACUAAGAGGGAUAGCCAAAAAUUAAAUACUGAAAUUGACUAUCUAUUAAAUUAAUCAACUAAAUCAUUAGGCAUUCGAUUUAGUCUAUGCCUAAGUUGAGCGAAAACAGGUAUAAGUCGUUCAUUCUGAACACAUUCCAGCACCACAUGGUAAAUAUUCUCAAUCACCCCGGGGGUAGUUAGGUUUAUCAUUUUUUUCUAAUUAGUUAGGCAAAUUUAUUAGUUGGAAUAUGUUCAAAGCGAUUGAUGUUACAGUUAUCAAACCAACAAUGAUUUACAUGGCGGGGGCUGCAUCGUCAUGUACCAAACGCCUUCCACACUGGACAGACUAAUUUGAAUUUCUUAGUGUACAUGAUAAUUUUUGAAUUAAGUUAUUCAUAUUAGUCUAUAAUAUAUCAUUUAAAAGUGCUCUGCAUAAAUACAUUAUCUAAGUUAAGACUAAUGUUUAUUUUAAUAUAAGAAAUUGAAGUAAAAUACUA
Pararge aegeria (speckled wood butterfly) is the source of this 1401-nucleotide messenger RNA. RefSeq names its product RNA-binding protein 8A (gene tsu). The transcript has 5 exons. The coding region runs from base 156 to 650 and encodes 164 amino acids. The record is from RefSeq and is a predicted model, not a curated record. Lineage: Eukaryota; Metazoa; Arthropoda; Insecta; Lepidoptera; Nymphalidae. Gene Ontology annotation, molecular function: mRNA binding. Gene Ontology annotation, cellular component: cytoplasm; exon-exon junction complex; nucleus. Gene Ontology annotation, biological process: RNA splicing.